Messenger RNA from Brienomyrus brachyistius, 1349 nucleotides. RefSeq names its product osteoclast stimulating factor 1 (gene ostf1). Gene Ontology annotation, molecular function: protein binding. Bases 132 to 776 code for a protein of 214 amino acids. The transcript is spliced from 10 exons. Gene Ontology annotation, biological process: signal transduction. NCBI's taxonomy places the organism in Eukaryota, Metazoa, Chordata, Actinopteri, Osteoglossiformes, Mormyridae. The record is from RefSeq and is a predicted model, not a curated record.
CAUAUUGCGUUAGCGAUGCCACUUCCUCAUUGAAACCUUCAGCCUGGACAAGCACCGUCGGUUUGCCUUUCAUUUAGGGCAUUUGCUGGUUUAUUUUUUGUGCCUUUAUUGUGUCCCGUGGAGUACACGAAAUGUCAAAGCCACCUCCUAAACCUGCGAAACCAGGGCAAGUCAAAGUAUUUCGAGCAUUAUUCACCUUUGACCCUAGAACUCCUGAUGAACUGUACUUUGAAGAAGGAGAUAUUUUGUACAUCUCUGAUACGAGUGACAGUAACUGGUGGAAGGGGACGUGCCGAGGACGGACAGGCCUGAUUCCCAGCAAUUAUGUUGCAGAACAGGCUGAAUCUAUAGACAAUCCACUCCACGAAGCUGCUAAGCGAGGUAAUCUGAGCUGGCUCCGGGAGUGUCUGGACAAUAAGGUGGGAAUUAAUGGCCUGGACAAGGCUGGAAAUACUGCCCUCUACUGGGCAUGCCACGGAGGACACAGAGAUGUAGUGGAGCUGUUACUGGGACACGCUAAUAUUGAGCUCAAUCAGCAGAAUAAACUGGGUGAUACAGCAUUGCAUGCGGCCUCCUGGAAGGGCUACUCCGACAUAGUGGAGAUGUUGCUUAACAAGAAUUCAAGGACGGACGUCCUCAACAACGAGAAGAAGCUGGCCUUGGACAUGGCCACCAAUGCACAGUGUGCCUCCCUGCUGAAGAGGAAACAAGGAGGCAACAUUAGCCGAACACACAGCAAUGCAGAGGAGUACCUUGACGACGAAGACUCCGACUGAACCCUAACUACUUAUUAUUAUUUUUUUUUGUUGGGUGUUUGUUGAGGAUUUUAAGUGGGUAAGAAGUAUACAUGCACAUUCCAAUAUGCUAAAAAAACCAUCUUUGCUUCAGGGAUGGAAUAUUCUUUCCUUAAAAAUGAAUUUAAAAAAUCUGACUAUUUUCAAUUGAUUGACUUGUUUGCACCAUACAUCAGUUUCCAAAAAGGAGGGAGGUUCAAGCCAUCUGUAUGAAAACGGCACCUUUCAUGGGGAUUUGGGGCUAGUUAAUGCACGUCUCUCUUAACAUCUCCCCAUUAAGUUAAAUGUCGGGUCUUUUUUGUAUAUAUAUCUUCAAAACUUGUGCUGCUCCAGUACUUUUUAAAUCAGUAAUGCCUGAAAAGUGCUAUGUUUUUUUUUUUCCCCAGAUUAUGAGACAAAAUACUGUGCAGUAAGAAUUUCUAAAAUUAUAUCUGAGUAUAUUAUCUUCUAUCUGCGGUUUAUUUUAUUAGAUCUAACUCGAGGUGUUCAUUUUAAUUAAAAUUUCGCUUGUACUUCCUUUUAAGACUAUGCAAUAAAUUUUCAUUUAAAACUAAA